Messenger RNA from Phalaenopsis equestris, 2375 nucleotides. RefSeq lists its product as uncharacterized. The transcript is spliced from 5 exons. The record is from RefSeq and is a predicted model, not a curated record. Bases 33 to 1931 code for a protein of 632 amino acids. NCBI's taxonomy places the organism in Eukaryota, Viridiplantae, Streptophyta, Magnoliopsida, Asparagales, Orchidaceae.
UCUCUACAGAUUAAAAAAAAAAGAUUCAUUGCAUGGUUAGCUCGAUGGUGAGAGAAUGGUAUUGGAGCCGUUCCGAGUCCAAGGAGGAGAGAGAGAGGCCUGGAUGCAUGAGAGGCAUGUUCCACUUCUUUGAUUUCCAUCACCUUCACUUCACAGGUGGCUGCCGGACUCCGGCGACGGCUACCUCCCCUCCAGCGACUGGGCUGCAGUAUCGACAACUGCUGGAAAAUCAACAAUGUUACGACGUAGCAAAGCGCAAGGGAAUAGAAGCUCCGAGGAAUAGCUUGGAGCUUGAGGAGUCCGACACAGCUAUCCGAGAAGAUUAUUUUGGCGUUCCAAUCAGCAUUCAAAUCGCGCAUCCGUCGGCGAUGGCCAAGAAAAAGAAAAUAGAAGAAGAAAAAAGAACAUGUCAGGCUGUGACGCCAAGAACUCGAAGCAUCGUGGCACGGCUAAUGGGGCUCGAAAGCCUUCAUGACGAGGUUUCAACUCCGUAUUUAACCAGCUAUGAAUCCUCCUCAGCUGUUGCUUUUCCAGCUCUUAUCCCCAACAACAAUGAAAAAUCUAAGGAGAAGAAAAGGAAGACGACAAAGAAGCAACAGUCUACACAAGAUUCUAAACAAGACUUCCCGUCUCCACGCCGGCCACUGCGAAACUUGAACUCCAAUAUUUCGGGGUCCAUUUCCUUACCUGAAACCCCGAGAGCUUCGUCAGAGAGGCCGCGAGAUACAGAACCCAGACACUCGUUGCAGCACAAUAAGGAAAACAAUACAACCUACACCAUGCAGGAAUUGAGCUUCCUCAGAGAUGUCAUUCCCGUCUCUUCCACAUUGCAAAUGCCCAAAAAGGACUACUUUCCGUAUCUGGAAGGGAAUAAAACCCCAACAAGCCAGCACUUUACUCGGGAGAUUGUUAAACACAUGAAAAGCAAUAUGCGCAAAAGGGAAGGCGGAUUUGGGCUCAACGGCGGCCAUGAGAGAAUUGUUAUAGCAAGAAAGAACGAGAACACUGAGAAACAAAACGUUAGGAAUAACCACCUUCGACCUCCAACAGUUAUAAAGCCACCGCCAACUUGUUCAUCUCCCAAAGCAAGAUUUUCGGAACCCAUUAAAAAAGUUCAGCAACAUCCAUCCCUGACGUCAUUACCCUCCACCAAAAAUUUGUUCAAAUAUAGAGUUAAGUCUGAUGCCAAAAAGCUGAAGAUGGAGCCCGGAAAAUGCAGAAAAACGAAUAAAUUUGAACGUUUCCCAGAAAAAGUUAUACGGCAGGCUCCUCAGCUUUGCGUAUUCGGUCUACAAACUGAAUUUCUUCAACCAGCCGACAAAGUCCAAGAACUUUUAAUUAAACAUUUUAAUGUCGAAAAGGAGGACCCCGAGUUCAAGUACGUGAAGGCCAUCUUGACCUGCGCUGACGUCGUUGAAGAUAAAUCAUUGAAAUGUUUGUCCAGCUCUCUCCGACUAGACCGGGCUGUCUUCGAUAUCCUCGAGCGGUGGUUUCCUUUCUUCGAGCCCGUUUCUCGUGAUGCGAAAAAGGUUGAGGAGGCCACGGCCCGACUCGGCCCGUUAAGGCAUCGUUGGAACCGGAAACUCGUGUUCCAUCUUGUAGAAGAGAUUCUCGGCGACUUACUACUUCUUGGUGGGCCCAAGCGAUUGUGGCGGCGAUUUGACAGCAAGCUGCUGCUUUCCCGACUAUGGUCGGAGAUAAAAAGCUACCCGUCGGCGGACUGCCGUGUAGUUGGCGACAUUGACGCUCUGGUUUUCAGAGACUUGCCAGAGUCGAAAGUCCGGCGGCUUCUCCGUCAUCCUUCGGUGGUGGCGGAGGUGCAGGACAUCAUAUCGGAGAUACAGAGGGAUAUACUAGAUUCCCUCCUCGGAGACACCGCGGCAUCGCUCUUUCUGAUCUCUUCCAGCACGGCACCCAAGGCCGGAUCUUGACGUCAGAGCAGCACAUGUUGCGACCAGCUGACGGACGGCGCUAAAAUCCACGGCAUUUCUCGUCGGAGCUCAGCGAGCAUCGUAACUUGUUUGGUCUGCGAUUCUUUGCACAUGUAAUUCGUGUUCGUCUUGUGGGUUUUGUAUAAAUGAUUAGGUUUUCAAAAUAGCUUUUUUUUCUUUUUAUUUAGUUCUGGUUUCAUUUCUAGUCUAUCAACUCUGGAGCACGGAAAUGUAUUUUAUAUAGCUGUGGCCUAUGGGGUCCUUGGUUAAUUAGCUUGAUCAAAUAACGCGAGGAGAGUACAUCUUACCUGCUGGAGCGGGAGUUGGAUCUUACCAGCUAGAAAAGUACAAACUUGCUGCUCUUAAUUGGUCAAGUAAGAUUUCAGAACCAAGCAUUAUGGGCUUAUUCGCUGCGUGCAUCCGUGAUCCAUUCAGAGACCGAGA